Molecule: messenger RNA, 4114 nt
Organism: Osmerus eperlanus (European smelt)
Lineage: Eukaryota; Metazoa; Chordata; Actinopteri; Osmeriformes; Osmeridae
Gene: nudt3b
Product: nudix (nucleoside diphosphate linked moiety X)-type motif 3b
Exons: 5
Coding region: 198-734 (178 amino acids)
Biological process (GO): diadenosine hexaphosphate catabolic process; adenosine 5'-(hexahydrogen pentaphosphate) catabolic process; diadenosine pentaphosphate catabolic process
Cellular component (GO): cytoplasm; nucleus
Molecular function (GO): bis(5'-adenosyl)-pentaphosphatase activity; bis(5'-adenosyl)-hexaphosphatase activity; endopolyphosphatase activity
Source: RefSeq, a predicted model, not a curated record
ACGUUACGGUUUUGGAGUAGCGGUAAUUUGUAAUGGCGACCGUGCCGGAGAUGUGCCUAGGUUUGGGAAAAUGAAGCGAAGAAGAAGUUAUUUCUAUUAAGAAAACACCGGGGUUCCCCAAAGGAGGAAUUAACGUCGAAAACAACGGCUUUCUUAGGGUUUAAGUUAUAGCUACUUUUGAACCUUUGUACCCCGAAAUGAUGAAGCUCAAGUCAAACCAAACCCGGACAUACGACGGGGAUGGCUACAAGAAACGGGCCGCCUGUCUCUGCUUCAGGAGCGAGAGUGAAGAGGAGGUGCUGCUGGUGAGUAGUAGCCGGCAUCCAGAUAAGUGGAUUGUCCCCGGUGGGGGAAUGGAGCCAGAAGAAGAGCCCAAUGUUGCUGCAGCGCGGGAAGUUUGUGAAGAGGCAGGUGUGAAGGGGACUCUGGGACGCCUGGUGGGGAUAUUUGAGAACCGGGAGAGGAAACACAGAACGUUUGUGUACGUGCUGGUGGUGACAGAGGUCCUGGAAGACUGGGAGGACUCGGUCAACAUCGGGAGGAAAAGGGAAUGGUUUAAAAUAGACGAUGCCAUCCAGGUGCUGCGGUGUCACAAGCCUGUGCAGGCCACCUACUUUGAUGCUCUUCAGCAGGGCUGUCUGACCAGCAACGGGACACCCCUGGUCACCUCCAUAGGAGGAGAUCUGUCCCCCACCUAUAACAUCAAUCAAAGCUCUGUGUCGGGUAUCAGAUAACUACAACAUCACGCCCUGGAGCCCCACGCCCUGGAGCCCCCCUCCCCCCUCUCUCUCGCUCCUACCUGUAUGGUUUUCUGUUUCUUCUUCGUUGUCUCCAUGGUAACAUGGUUUGCCUUGCCAACUCCUUUGUGCCAGAAUUGUGGCACAGACUUGAUGACAAGUGUUGGGUGAAGAUUCUGAAACUCUUUGUAAAUGUACAUGUAACCUUUCAACCCCCAUCCCCUGUUCUUUUUCUUUCUUUUUAUUGACAACUGCAUGAAUUGUUCCUCACUUCCUCUUUCUCCCUCUCCUCCACUCUUCUCUUCCUCCUAUUCUCCCUCUUUUAACACGCCCUUAGCGUGGUGGUUAUUGAAUGCAAGAACUACUUUUUACUGUUGUAAUGUAAAAGUGUAUACUUAGUGCUUAAGCUGAAGGCUUUCAGUGGUCUUUUUAAUGUCUCAUCUUUUUGGUUCUUUUCUGUGAAUGAAUGUUGCCCAUGAGUGUAUUUUUCCCUGUUGUACGGAUAGGAUAUGUUCUUUGUGUCUGAAUGGACAGACUUGUUGGAAGUGACUUCUUUUGCAUGAGCACUGUUUAUGGUUUUGGUCUCACACAUUCUGGCGACCUGAUUCUGAUUGUGAAACAGACAGUCUUUUGUGCUAAGGUCUUUGAAAUCCUCUUAAUUUUGCUCCUCAUUGUGGUUUUUGAUGUCAAGAUCUCAUUCUUUAUCUGAAGAAAAGGGGCGUCACAAUAUAAGUGUCAAGUCGACACUCCCUAAGUCUUCUUUGAUUUAGCCAAUCACUGAAUCAAAAAAAAAAGAAGAAUGUUCCCUAUAUAACUAUAAAAUGUGAGAAUAGACCGGAUAAUCUCUCCUCAGAGAACCAGUUUUUCUUACUUCAAAAUGUUCCCCUCUUAUUUGGUCCUUUAGUGGGUUCUAACUUUGGGAUUCAGUGGUGUGGAUGACGAAGUUGUCCUUCAUGUCUUAAGAUCUGAGCGUUCCUGAGGAGAACAGCGAAGACUGUCAGGACGCCAAGCACAUAUCACCUUGCAGCAGAUCAGACCUUCUCUGCUCCUCCGUCUGGUUUCAGUUGAAUAGUGGUUGUUUACAUUGCGUUCAUAACAUGUAGGCCCUAGACAGGUAUUUUAAGGUGAGUUUUUAGAGGGCACUUUUCAGUAAGGUGAAGUCGUUUUAUUUUCUAAACCUUCAUUAUUUAGUAUUUAAUCUGCAUCCCCAAAAACACUAAAAAAACACCUGAUUGACAUUGAGAAAGUAUUGGAAUAUAAAAGGAUGUCUUUGGCAAGAUGCAGAACAAACAAGCCUUGUACAGUUUGAGACCUCGUUUUUAACCGUGUAAAAUGCUUUUGGAUACUAGUUUUUUUUCUUCUCUUUGACGUCUGGCAGAAGUGUCUUUAGUCCCGCUGUGUUCUGCCUUGAUAUCUGGCAUGGAGCGCUCGGCUCAAUACUGUGAAACUGGAGGCGCUGUAGAUGGCAUGUACAACGUUUGUCUUGUAAAUUGUUUAUUUCUGUAAAGAUCAAAGGUGAGAGAAUGCAAAUGACAAAACUUUUCCUGCCACGUGUAGAUGAGCAGUUCCCAGCUGUGGUCUGGGGCGGGAGGCCUAGUCACACGGGGUGAAGACAGGGCCUUGACCUUGGUAAAUAACUUCACUGGGGUAACAGACUGGACAUCUGAGGCUUGUGUUGCAGACUGUAUGAUGUUAGGGGCCUGUUCAACAUUCACCACCAAAACCCUCUUCCAAAUCCCUUGCCCAAAUUAGCCUGCCAAGCUAGAAAUGGUUAUUGCAGACACAAAAUGUAGAUUUUAUCCUCGAGGCUUCCUGCUACAGAACCAUAACUACCAAACUGCAGUCAGGUCAUGUCAGACCACGGAGCUGUUAUUUCAGCCUGGCCUCCUGUCAGCAGGCCCCACAUCAGAGGUGUUAACCAGGCCCUCCCCUGUCACCUCUCCUGCCCAUAUCGCUACUCGCUAUGGCUUUCCAGAUAAACAACCCCUACUAGCCUAGUUUCUAAUAAUUUAUUUUGACCUGUGUUUCACCUACUUUCAUUGCCCAUCUGUUCCUGAGUUGAUGGAGUCACGGUAGAAUCAAGCCCUGCUGUGACCAUGGCUGCAGACUACAAGCCCUGCCGUAACCACAGCUGCAGACUACAACCCCUGCCGUAACCACGGCUGCAGACUACAAGCCCUGCCGUAACCACGGCUGCAGACUACAAGCCCUGCCGUAACCACGGCUGCAGACUUUGAACGUGCUUUUACUGCUUUUUAAUGGUCUCGUUAGGUGUGCAGGUCGAAGUCUUAGUUUGCGUUUCCUGGCGCCGAUGUCUAGCGGAGAUUUCAUAUUAGCCCCUUUCUGGGCCAGUAUGUGUCAGAUGUGUGAAGGCCGGCCAGCAGCCCUGAAGACAGCCGUGUGGGAUGGUCCAGAGGAGUCUCAGUCUGUACCAGGCUGGGGAGCCGGACGGCAGACACACUGUCCAAACGAAUGUGACACAACUCACGAGAAACAGCCGAUGUCUGAACAACCAUCACCACUUCCUCCCAGACCUGUCGUUUCCUUGUUUGUACUUUGUGUAUCUCUAUUUGUGUUAUUGACAUGAUGUCUUGUACUCUGGAAGGUCAGAGGCCGUCUCUUAAAAAGCUUUUGGCUUCAGUCUGAGACAGUCAGAUGUGUCUCACCCCUGUGACCUUCUACAUGCCAUGCAGGCAAGGCCUCUCCACAAACGGGCUCUGGAAAAUGAAGUAAACAUUGACGUUUUAAUGACUGUGUAAAAGGUCUACUGGGGGAACCAUUUAGAAACACCUUUUGCGAUUUUUUUCUGACAGGAUAGAACCAGCCAAGAUAUAGUUUCAGACCCAAGACAUCCUCCAAUAAGAAAGGGACUAUAUUAAGGAUUGACAAGCUGAGGUAGUCCUAAACAGCUGUUAAGUGAUGAUGGCAAUAACUUUGGUUGCAGUAUUGAACACAUGACCAUCAAAGAAUGUUUGGCACCAUCUAGUGGUCAUUAAAUGUAUGAGGCAUCAAACCACAUCACUAAACCCAAAUGAACAAAUGUUGCGAUUUGUAGCAUUUCAAGCCGUUAAAGGCCUCUGUCAAAUAUUGACAGAAUUUUCUUUAAAAUGCUUUCCGUCAGAUUGUGCUACAACUUUUGUAAUUGUGCCUGAUGUGGGAGAAACAAUUUUUGGGCAAAUUACGUUUCAAAGAGAAUGAUCUGGUGUGGAGCCUAGCUUAACCUGGGAGCUCAUGUGAUGUCAUCGUUUUCUCCAGGGUGUUUGUGUGGCUGACGAUUUCUUUUCCUUUUUGUCAUUUGGGACUGUGGAAUAAUCCAGUGAGAGAAGACAGAAGAUUGUAAUAUAAAUGUGCCAACAAGUAAACACCAGUAUUUCACA